Molecule: messenger RNA, 711 nt
Organism: Penicilliopsis zonata CBS 506.65
Lineage: Eukaryota; Fungi; Ascomycota; Eurotiomycetes; Eurotiales; Aspergillaceae
Exons: 1
Biological process (GO): protein deubiquitination; ubiquitin-dependent protein catabolic process
Cellular component (GO): cytoplasm
Molecular function (GO): cysteine-type deubiquitinase activity
Source: RefSeq, a predicted model, not a curated record
GUAGAGAACAAUCCCGAGGUGAUGACCCAGCUCGCCACCACGCUGGGCCUCUCUCCCGAUCUACAGUUCUACGACGUCUAUUCCCUCGACGAGCCAGACCUGCUCGCUCACAUCCCUCGCCCUGUCUUCGCGUUGCUGGUCAUCAUCCCCCUCACGCCAGCCUGGCACCGUGACCGUCAAGCCGAGGACGCCGGAAGGGAGUCCUACGAGGGAUUCGGCCCCGACGAGCCCGUCCUCUGGUUCAAGCAGACCAUCGGACACGCGUGUGGCUCCAUCGGACUCCUGCACAGCGUCCUCAACGGACCAGCAGUGGCCUUCAUCCAGCCGGGCUCCGACCUCGAGGCUAUCCGCAACACCGCCAUCCCGCUGCAGAUGACCGACCGCGCCGAGAUGCUCUACAACAAUCUCCCCUUUGAACGCGCCCACAGAUCCGUCGAACACUCGGGCGAUACGCAUGCACUGCCCACCACCCAACACACCGGUCUGCACUUUCUCGCGUAUGUCACCGCCGCUGGACGACUCUGGGAGCUCGAAGGUUCACGCCAGGGGCCGCUGGAACGAGGUCGAGUCGCGGAGGGGGAGGAUGUGCUGAGCCCGAGACUGCUGCAGAUGGGGAUCAAACGGAUCAUGAGGGUGGCCAGCGAGGGGGGGGAGAAAGAUCUCCGCUUCAGCUGUAUUGCUUUGGCAAGAAGAACAAGAACUGUUCAAUAA